Molecule: messenger RNA, 9165 nt
Organism: Coregonus clupeaformis (lake whitefish)
Lineage: Eukaryota; Metazoa; Chordata; Actinopteri; Salmoniformes; Salmonidae
Gene: grin2bb
Product: glutamate receptor, ionotropic, N-methyl D-aspartate 2B, genome duplicate b
Exons: 17
Coding region: 1631-7171 (1846 amino acids)
Biological process (GO): synaptic transmission, glutamatergic; monoatomic ion transport; excitatory postsynaptic potential
Cellular component (GO): NMDA selective glutamate receptor complex; postsynaptic membrane; plasma membrane
Molecular function (GO): transmitter-gated monoatomic ion channel activity involved in regulation of postsynaptic membrane potential; NMDA glutamate receptor activity
Source: RefSeq, a predicted model, not a curated record
GCGCACUUUGAGUUCUACGUUCUAAGGCAGAUGGAGGUGCCAGUUGUACAUUCUCUCUAGCUCUGGGUAGUACCUCACCAUGCAGCCUGUUUGACACGUUUAACAGUUGUGCCGGAGAGGGCUUUUACAUCGUAUCUAACCGGAAGGCUCCUGUGGCAGAAAAGGAAGAGAAGAUUUGUAACAGUUGGAGAAAUUACUGAUAACUCUCCUCUCAGCUCACCCAAACCGCCAAAACGGAAGGCUUUGGAGUAUUCAAUUUUUUCUUUCGUUGUAUGUUUUUUCUCUUCCUCAUCGUGGUGCUGGGAGGUGCUUCAUCUUUUCAUAUAUUUGCUCUCUCCUUCAUUUGUCUCCUCAUUUACUUCUCCAUCUACCUGCUGUACAAUUUCCUCUAUUUAUGAGUGAGAGAAAAGAGAGAGAGGAGGGGGAGUUUGUAUUUUUAUUUUUGGCCUUUCUUUCUUUCCCUCCUCACCAUUCCAUCCCUUUCAAUCCUUAUCCCUUCCUUCCCUCCUACACCAUUUUUCACCAGUUCUCCACAGCACAUUCCUCUCCCUCUCUUUCUCUGUCUUUAAACUCAGAUGUAAAUGAACUUGGAUUGAAUUUUUGAAAGAAAGAGACAACUUAAACAAGAACUCUUCUUCAAUGACUCCUUUUCCCCCAUUUUCCCUCUCUUCCUCUUCUGGUCCUUCCUCACCCACAUCCUAUGCAUCACAAUUUUGCGGGAUUCUUAAUUGGUAACUCUAGGGGGUUCAAUUCAAACAAACACCCCAUAUUUAUUGCUUUGAGCGGGAUUUCACCAUGAAGGACUAAGGAACCCACACCACGUUUUGUGGCAGCUCUGUCUUUACUGUUGUCCCACUCCUCUGAUCACCACUAAAUUAAUAAUGAGUUACAGACAAGAGUUAAAUAGUCUUGACAAAGGGGAGAACACAGACCGAACAUACAGACAGACAACGGUGACUAAAUAAACGAGGGGAGCGACAGAAGAAACAGAAAAAGGGAAAGAGGAAGACGUGCUCUAAUCUCAGCAUUGCCACGGCAACCGUUGUUCUCACACACAGAGUUGUCAGAGGAAACCUCGUCGCGCUGUAUCGUCCAGUGGAAGAAGAAGGGAGGAUGAGUCGGACGACAAGAGACAAAUGAGAACGCCUCGCCCCUCUCCAUCUCUUUCUCCAUUCCUCAUUUCUCAUUUUCUUUAUUGAGUUCUCCUCACACACUCAAACUACACAUUUUGAGUUGACGGUUGACAGUUUUUGUCCUAAAUGCUAAAUCUAAAACACAUUGAACCACAGCUACAUUAGAUCUUUCAUUAUUCAUUCUACAAGCGAUUUUAUUCUGAUACUUGACAUUUGGACAUAAGUUAGUAUAUAUUCCUAUCAGCAGUUGAACACUGUAUUUACAUUACACCUGUUAUCACUCACUGAUCCCCUCCACACACACACACACACACUCACACACACACGUUCAAUCCAGGUGCUCAUCCCUCACUCCAUAAGCCCUCUUCACGUCUACUCCUCUGCACGGCUUCAUCUGUUCAUGCUUCCCUCCACCCGGUGCUAUGAGAGGAGUAGUUGAGUCCCAGACCACACCACCAUGCCAGUUCUGAAGAGUAGAGAGGUGAUCUGGGCUGGCAAUGUACAAGGUACUGCAUUCACACUCCUCCACGAUGCUUGUCAGCCUCCUCUCCCCCUCCCCACUCCAGGACAGGCGCGUCACCUCCUCCGCCUCCUUCCCCCCCCCUCCUCCCGAACACUCCUCUUCCCCUCAUCAGCACCCCCGGCUGGCCCUUCCCUCCCUCUCCCUCCCCCUCUCCCUCUCUCUCCUCCUCCUCUCCCUACUUCUCCUGCCCGUCUGCGAGUCGGCGCGGUCACCUGGGAGGGGCGGAGCUGGCCAGGGCGGGGGAGCACCAGGAGGAGCACCCGGGACGGGAGGAGCAGGAGGCCAGAAAGGAGGCCUCAUCCCCCCUCACUACCCCCCUUACUACCCCCCAGUAUCCCCUGCCCGGCCCCCUGCGCCCCCCUUACCUCCCAAAGUGGCCUCGUCUCUCAGCAUCGCCGUCAUCCUGGUGGGCAACUCUAGCGAGGUGUCGUCUACCUACGUGGAGAAAGAGGAGUUCCUCCAUGUGCCCCACCCUACCAAAGUCCAACUGGAGACCAUGAACUACACGGACCCCAAGAGUAUCAUCAACCGUAUCUGCACCCUGAUGACUAACACCUGGCUGCAGGGGGUGGUGUUCGGGGACGACACGGACCAGGAGGCCAUCGCCCAGAUCCUGGACUUCAUCUCUGCCCAGACACACAUCCCCAUCCUGGGCAUCCGAGGAGGCUCCUCCAUGGUCAUGGCUGCCAAGGACGACCACUCCAUGUUCUUCCAGUUUGGCCCGUCCAUAGAGCAGCAGGCGUCCAUCAUGCUGAAGAUCAUGGAGGAAUACGACUGGUACAUCUUCUCCAUCGUCACCACCUACUACCCCGGAUACCAGGACUUUGUCAACAAAAUCCGGAGCACCAUAGAGAACAGUUUUGUGGGCUGGGAGCUAGAAGAAGUCCUCCUGUUAGACAUGUCUGUGGAUGAUGGAGAUGCUAAGAUCCAGAACCAGAUGAAGAAGCUGCAGAGCCCUGUCUACCUGCUCUACUGCACCAAGGAGGAGGCCUACACCAUCUUCGAGGUGGCAAACUCUGUGGGACUGACGGGAUACGGAUACACCUGGAUCGUACCGUCGCUGGUGGCCGGCGACGCCGAUAAUGUCCCUGCCGUGUUCCCCACAGGGCUAAUUUCGGUGUCGUAUGAUGAAUGGGACUACGGUUUGGAGGCUCGGGUGAGGGAUGCAGUGGCUGUCAUCGCCAUGGCGACUUCCACCAUGAUGCUGGACCGGGGGCAACACACGCUGCUCAAGUCAGGCUGCAACGAGACCCCUAACAAGAAGGGCUCCAAACAAGGCAACUCCAAUGAAGUGCUCAAGUAUCUGAUGAACGUGACGUUUGAGGGACGCAACCUGUCGUUCAGUGAGGAUGGAUACCAGAUGCACCCCAAACUGGUCAUCACCCUGCUAGACAAGCAGAGACGCUGGGACAAGGUGGGUAAGUGGGAGAACAGCUCCCUGUCCAUGAAGUACCACGUGUGGCCCAGGUUUGAGCUGUUCUCCGAUGGGGAGGCCCGGGAGGACGACCACCUGUCCAUCGUGACGCUGGAGGAGGCUCCCUUUGUCAUCGUGGAGGACGUGGACCCCCUCAGUGGCACCUGCAUGAGGAACACCGUGCCCUGCAGGAAACAGCUUAAAAUACUCAACCAGACAGUACCUGGUCAGUACACCAAGCGCUGCUGUAAAGGUUUCUGCAUCGACAUCCUGAAGAAGAUCGCCAAGCAGGUCAAGUUCACCUACGACCUCUACCUGGUCACCAACGGAAAGCACGGCAAGAAGAUCAACGGCACCUGGAAUGGAAUGGUCGGGGAGGUGGAGCAGAAGAAGGCCCACAUGGCCGUGGGGUCGCUCACCAUCAACGCGGAGAGGUCUGAGGUCAUUGACUUCUCCGUGCCCUUCAUCGAGACGGGGAUUAGUGUCUUGGUCUCCCGUAGCAACGGCACUGUCUCCCCCUCUGCCUUCCUUGAGCCGUUCAGUGCGGACGUGUGGGUGAUGAUGUUUGUGAUGCUGCUGCUGGUGUCUGCGAUUGCUGUGUUUGUGUUUGAGUACUUCAGCCCGGUUGGCUACAACCGCUGCUUGGCAGACGGACGAGAGCCCGGCGGCCCCUCCUUCACCAUCGGCAAGGCCAUCUGGCUGCUGUGGGGCCUGGUUUUCAACAACUCUGUCCCCGUCCAGAACCCCAAAGGCACCACCAGUAAGAUAAUGGUGUCGGUGUGGGCCUUCUUCGCUGUCAUCUUCCUGGCCUCCUACACUGCCAACCUGGCUGCCUUCAUGAUCCAGGAGGAGUAUGUGGACCAGGUGUCGGGCCUCAGCGACAAUAAGUUCCAAAAACCCAACGCCUUCUCCCCGCCAUUCCGUUUCGGAACGGUGCCCAACGGAAGCACGGAACGGAACAUCCGCAACAAUUACCCAGAGAUGCACCAGUAUAUGACCAGCUACCACCAGAAGAACGUGGACGAGGCCCUGGCAAGCCUCAAGGGAGGUAAAUUGGAUGCCUUCAUCUACGAUGCCGCUGUGUUGAACUACAUGGCCGGGAGGGACGAGGGCUGUAAGCUUGUGACCAUCGGCAGCGGGAAGGUGUUCGCCACCACCGGUUACGGCAUCGCCAUCCAGAAGGACUCUGGCUGGAAGAGAGCAGUGGACCUGGCCAUCCUCAUGCUGUUCGGCGACGGAGAGAUGGAGGAGCUGGAGGCUCUGUGGCUGACGGGGAUCUGCCACAAUGAGAAGAACGAGGUGAUGAGCAGCCAGCUGGACGUGGACAACAUGGCGGGCGUCUUCUACAUGCUGGGGGCGGCCAUGGCUCUGUCGCUCAUCACCUUCAUCGCCGAGCACGCCUUCUACUGGCAACUGCGCUUCUGCUUCAUGGGCUACUGCACCGGCAAGCCAGGCUUUACCUUCUCCAUCAGCAGGGGCAUCUGGAGUUGUAUCCACGGGGUCCAGAUCGAGGAGAACAAGUCGACCAUGGACUCUCCAUCGGCCACCAUGAACAUGAACAUGAACAACACCCACUCUAACAUCCUGCGACUGCUCCGCACCGCCAAGGACAUGACCGCCAUCCCGGGGGUCAACGGCUCGCCGCACACGCACGGCGCCCUGGACUACGGUGGCCACCACCGCGGCGGCGGUGAGUCGCCCGGCAUCUACGACAUUUCCGAGCACCGGCGUAGCUUGCAAGAGCGCAAGGCCCCGCCGCCGCCAUACCUGCCCGAGGACAACAUGUUCAGCGACUACAUCAGCGAGGUGGAGAGGACUUUUGGCAACUUGCCCCUGAAGGACAACAACCUGUACCAGGACCAUUACCUGCACCACCACUCAGGCCCGGGACCCAGGCUGGCUCUGGGUAUGUCCGGCCCCCCGCCUAACAGGCAGAGUAGCUUAGGUAGUACCAGUUCAUUGGAGGGAGGGAUGUUUGAUUGUGACAGCUUAGGGGGAGGGGUAGCACCCAUAUUCACCACACAGCCCCGCGUUGCCUCCCUGACACACAGGAACACCAAUAAGUUUGACCUGAUCGCCGGCCACGCCUCGGCCUCAGGCUCCGGUCAGCAGGGGGGUCAGUUCAAGUCGAACGACCUCUACGGGAGGUUCUCCUUCAAAGGCGGGGCGUCCAGUUCUGGGUUUAUCGACAGGGGCGGUCACGACAGGUACUGCGUGGGUGGAGGAGGAGGGGGUGGCGGGGGCUCUGGGGGCGAUGAUGUGUCGGAUAUCUCCUCGCACACCAUCACCUACGGCAAUCUGGAGGGCAACGCCAAGAGGCGUAAACAGUACAGGGACAGCCUGAAAAAGAGGCCCGCCUCAGCCAAAUCCAGACGGGAGCAGGACGAGAUUGAUUACCGGAGGCGAGCCCACCACCAUCACACCGUCCACCACCACUUCUCCCGCGGGCCCCUAGGACACCGCUCAGCCUCCCCGCCCCUGGCCCCCUCUGAGCGGAAGAGAGGAGGAGGUGGAGGAGGAGGGGGUAACUCUUCACCUUACUUAUUCCGCGACAAAGAAAAUCUAAGGGAGUUCUAUGCGGAGCAGUUCCGUUCCAAGGAGGGCUCAGCCAAGUGGGAGCAUGUGGAUAUGUCCGACGGGCCUUGUCCGAUGGGCAGUGGGGGAGGAGGAGGCGGUGGCGGUAGUAGUGGUAGUGGCAUUUGUAAGAGCCUAGUGCCCGUGGAGGAUUUCCUGAAAGGUAACAAACCCAAGAAGUCAGAGGGUACAAGUGGCGUAGUCGGAGGGAUGGGCUUGGGGUCGUCAGGGCAACAGGCCCACACGUGUUGGGAGAAGAACAUGUCUGAAGUGGGGGGUGGAGGCAUAGCAGGGGGUGACUGGGAGUGUCGGAAUCACAGUGGUGGUGGCGGGGGAGGAGGAGGGGGCAAGUCCAUCUCUCACCAUGGGGGAGGGGGAGGAGGGGGAAAGUCCAUCUCUCACCAUGGGGGAGGGGGAGGAGGGAGCACCUGUACGCAUGGGGGCACUAGUGGCGGAGGGGGAAAUAGUCGCCCAAGCUCUGCUACUUGCAAACGGUGCGAGUCGUGUAAGAAACAAGGCAACCUGUAUGACAUCAGUGAGGAUAACCUCAUAUUUAGCAAGAUGGGGGGUGGAGGGGAGAAGAGUGGUGACGCGGGGGGUGCUGGCCAAUCACAAAGUCAGGCACAGCGCAGGAAGCUAGGGCCAGGUGGGCGGGUGUUACGGAGGCAACACUCCUACGACACGUUUGUGGAUUUGCAGAAGGGGGGGGGCGGCCGCCGCAUGGGCGGGGGUGGAGGAGGAGGUGGGGGAGGAGAAGGAGGGGGAGGGGGGCAGCUCCCCCCGCCCAGAAGCGUGAGCUUGAAAGACAAAGACCGCUACAUGGAGGGUGUUAGCCCAUACGCCCAAAUGUUUGCCCAGUACGCGGAGAGGGACAGAGAUAGUCCCUCCUUUUUCAGUCGGGGUGGUAGUGAGCGGGAGAGGGCGAAAGGAGGCUCCUCCUUCAGUUUGUUCCGAGGCGAACGAGGCGAAGGUGGGUUGCACCGUCGGUCGGUGGGGGAGAAAGACAUGAGGGACAGGGAUAGAAGAAUGAUGGGAGGUGGAGGUGGGGUGGGCGGUAGUGGCAAAGGGGCCGGGACUUACUCCUUGUCUAAAUCUCUCUACCCAGAUAAGGUGACCCAGAACCCCUUCAUCCCAACCUUCGGCGACGACCAGUGUCUAUUACACGGCGGCAAACCAUACUACGUCAAAAUGUCGCCACAGCAACAGCAACAACCGCCACAGCAUCUCCUCAACAACAGCCGCGGGGACUUCAGAGGCUCCAUGGGGGUGCCUUCCUAUUUACCGGCAUCAGCCACGACGGGGGUCAUGUCCAACGUGACCCCCAGGUUCCCCAAUGAUCUGUGUCUUGGUGGAGGGUUGGGGGGGCCCAUGGGGAACCACCAUGGCCCCGGACUGGGAGGCAACAAGCUACUGCCGGUCAGGGACAGGGGGUUAGGGAUGGUGGGGCAGGGCGGCCAGAGACCCUUCAAUGGCUCGAGCAACGGCCACGUUUACGAGAAGCUCUCCAGUAUCGAGUCUGAUGUCUGAGAGAAAGAGAUGGGGCUAGAGAACAGGAUAAUUGCUUCUCCGUCUGAGUAGAACAAAUAGACGCUACAUUGUGUACAUCGUUCUCAUAUUUCUAACCGAGAAAGUUUAGUUGGACAAUGGACACCGCGGACAGAGUGAAGGAGAGUGAAGGUACAGUCAAGCGUAACAGAAAGCGACACGACUUCUAAUGAGGAAAUGAAUGGAUUCUGCUGCUUGACUCUGAGACUGUGAGGGAGGAGGAGAGAAAUCUCUCCUACGUUUCUCCUCUCCUUCUUCACCCCCUCUUUUAUCUUUCCCUCUCUUCCGCUCGCCUGCUGUUCCUCACACCAAAACAAAGGUUUUGUUUAGCUAUCAGAAAUACAAUCAAAUGAAUGAAAAAUCUAAGUAACAGGGUAAACUAACAAUAAUUGUAUUGAUAAUGUUGUUAAUAAUGAUAUUAUUGAAUAUAAUUACAAUGUUUAAGAUGUUCAGUUUGGGCUCUUUUUUUUUUAUAGUUAAUGUUGUUUUAUAUUUGUACUGUUGUUAAUUAUUUGCUAGGCCACCAUAUUACAGGAGACUAGUAGAGAUGUUACUUAAGUACCAAUACUUUUAGGUUCGUGUAAUUCAGAUUUCUUCUUAAUUCUUGAUUAUCCAUGUUGAAAAAUGUUUAUUUUCUGUUCUUGGAGUGCUGUGAAAAAGUGUACUGUAUGUGAAAGGCAUGAUUUGCUGAGUACAUUCUCCAUGUACUUGACAUCUUAUUGUGAAGGAGAAAGUCCUUAUGUGGCAUCAUACUUGUUUGCAGUUUAGAUUUCUUGUUUUGCCUGGGGAGUAGGGAGUAGUAGUGAUCUCAGAUACCGAGCGGGAUGUGCCUUACUGAAUUCACUACAAUCAUAAAGACAUGAAGACUCCUCCUCCUAUCGGUAGAAAGAGUGUUCAUUCUGUGGACGAUUCAGUUAUUAACUAGUAAUUCAUAAAGUGGUUAUCAUGUUCUCUGAGAAUCCGCUUAGCUGAGAUUUUGCUUUAAACAAGAUCCACCCACCUGAAAGGAGAGAGAGUUGCAUCAUGGGAGAUGUAGUUUUCUGCUAGUUUCACUCGGGUGCUAGUCAAAAGGCUCUUAUGGAUAUCAAUAAACACACUGGACGAUUUUAUCAUAUACCAUCAUAUCUCAUCCUUUAGCUUUCCAUAAAUAAUUUUGAUUUACAGUUUUAAAUCCCAACAUAUCACGAGUCCUUAUAUUCCCAAAGGUAAACUAUCAAUUACACUUUUCUUUUUUUAAAUUAUUUUUUGGGCAUAGAUGCAGUAUAUGCUAAAUGUAUGUAAAUCACCUUGUAUGCCUAUAUGUUGCUGGGAAGCGAUUAAAUGGAGUUGGUUUCAAUUGGCCUUGACAGUUUUCUACUUUUAAGACAUGGUCUUAAUGGACUGUUGGAACAUGGCCUGGGAAUGGAGAGAUGAACAGCAGGACGUGUUAAUUAUUUAAUUUUUAUUAUGGCAGUAAGCUGUUGCUGCUAUAUUGUCAAGACACAUUUAUUAGAAGGGGGAUGAGUAGAAAGUGAUGUGCUGUGAACACAGGGAGGAAAGAAAGUUCAGUUGGUUUAUUUAUUUAUUUCACCCAAUCACUGUACUGUUACUGUACUAUAUACUGCAUAUCUCUCCUUAAUUCACGUCAAGGACUUGAUCGAACCACUAAUCAUGUUUGACUUACUUAGAAUGUGUUAUAAUUUCUGAGAUAAUUCAGAUAUUGCAUAUUGGUCACAUGAGAUGGGGAUUGGGGAGAAAAAUCACUAUUUCACUAUUUGUUUGCUUAAGUGAGCUUUUUUCUUUCCUUGUGAAUACCAAAAUGAAUCAAUCACUUUAUACAGUCCACAAAAGACAGUCUGGAUGUAACAUUCAGUAAAUCUCAGCAAACUUUCAACAUUUUGCCGAAGAUGAUUAUGGAAUGUUUUGGCAAUUUCCAUCAAUGGCUUGAUACAUACGUAGGAUAAAAGGAUCAUGAAGUUUGUAAAGCUUGAGCAUAU